AUGGUGGUGGGCGCGUUCCCUAUGGCGAAGCUGCUCUACCUGGGCAUCCGGCAAGUCAGCAAGCCACUCGCCAACCGCAUUAAGGAAGGAGCCCGCCGAAGUGAGUUCUUCAAGAACUAUGUCUGCCUCCCACCGGCCCAGUUGUACCACUGGGUGGAGAUGCGGACCAAGAUGCGCAUCAUGGGCUUCCGGGGCACAGCCAUCAAGCCGCUGAACGAGGAGGCUGCGGCCGAGCUGGGCGCCGAGCUGCUGGGCGAGGCCACCAUCUUCAUUGUGGGCGGUGGCUGCCUGGUGCUGGAGUACUGGCGCCACCAGUCGCAACAGCGCAACAAGGAGGAGGAGCAGCGCGCAGCCUGGAACUCGCUGCUGGACGAGGUGGGCCGCCUGGCCCUCGCCCUGGAUGCCCUGCAGACGCAGGUCCAGGCCCUGCCCUCGCCGAGCGCUCUGGAGGAGCUGCAGGUACAGCUGCAGGAAGUGCAGGCCCAGCUCUGCGCCCCCGACGGACCUCCCUCCGCACAGAAGUCCUCGGCCACCCGGGCAGCACCUAGCACCCAAGCCGAAGCCAUGCGGGAGAAGUAG
This is a messenger RNA of Elephantulus edwardii (Cape elephant shrew), 579 nucleotides long. RefSeq names its product optic atrophy 3 protein-like. Gene Ontology annotation, biological process: regulation of lipid metabolic process. The transcript has 2 exons. Lineage: Eukaryota; Metazoa; Chordata; Mammalia; Macroscelidea; Macroscelididae. The record is from RefSeq and is a predicted model, not a curated record. Gene Ontology annotation, cellular component: mitochondrion. The coding region runs from base 1 to 579 and encodes 192 amino acids.